Messenger RNA from Phascolarctos cinereus (koala), 1797 nucleotides. The record is from RefSeq and is a predicted model, not a curated record. Lineage: Eukaryota; Metazoa; Chordata; Mammalia; Diprotodontia; Phascolarctidae.
AAGGCAUUAAAGUUUUUUCGGUUCCUGGCUUUCAAGACGACCAAGAAGAAGCGGAAUAAGGGGCGUGCCAAGAAGGGACGCGGCCACGUGCAGCCUAUCCGCUGCACCAACCGCGCCCGCUGCGUGCCCAAGGACAAGGCCAUCAAGAAGUUUGUCAUCCGCAACAUCGUGGAAGCCGCGGCUGUCGGGGACAUCUCCGAGGCCAGCGUUUUCAACUCCUACGUGCUGCCCAAACUGUAUGUGAAACUGCAUUACCGUGUAAGCUGCACAAUCCACAGCAAGGUGGUGAGGAAUCGGUCCCGGGAGGCACGAAAGGAUCGGACACCCCCACCCCGCUUCAGACCUGCUGGUGCUGCUCCCAGACCCCCUCCAAAGCCUAUGUAAAGAGCUAUCUGCCCCCAUCAACAUUCCUGAACUGAUCAGAGGAAAAUAAAAUGGUGGUCAACCUUUAAAAAAAAAGGCAUUAAAAAAACCACAGAAAUUACUUAUUAGUUUUGAUAUAUUCUUUAAUUCUUCAUGACGCAGCUAUACUUUUACAUAUUUGCUAGAACGUGUACCUUUGAUGAAGAGACCAUUUUUCCAAAACCAGUCUUGAUUAGAGUCCAUAGAUUUUCAAUGGAGUUUAAAUAGAGUGAAUACUCAGGUCAUUAACUAAAGCAUGAUACAGACAGUUAUAAUGCAAAUUUAUCCACGGACGCCUGUGGAGAGUGGGCCAACACACAGUUCAAGGACAUGUGGUGGCUGAGAACAGAGAAGCAAGAGCAGGAGGAGGAACACGCAGGGGCUGUGGGGCCAGCCACAUUGGGGCCUAGCCAGAACCAAGAUGAAGAACAUGUGGGGGGCAGAUACAGGAGGGCUGGAACAUGGACACAAACAAGAGAUGAUAGGUGACAUGUGAGGACCAGGGACAGACACUCAGUAUCCAAGUGCAGAAAAAUGGAAGACAGACACAUAGGGACCAGACGUGUGGGCAGGUAAGCAAAGUGGGACAAAGAUCUCCUCUCUUGCUGCCAGAGGUCCCAAGCCAUGUUCCCAAUCUGGCAGUGGCAGUCUCUCUGCACAUGUGUUCUUUCACUUGGGGUUUUUUUUAAUUUCUUUUCUUGGGGAGGAUAGAGUGGGAGGCUGCAGAGCACCAAGUUGAGGGGCAGAAGCAAAGAGACAGAGCACACUAUUACACAGUAAAGUUAACAAAGGUAUUUUUGGGGAUAUGGAUUUCUUUCAGAAUUCUUUACAUAAAAUCAAAUUUGUGCAAUGUGAAUUUACAGUGAAAACUGUCUGUAUUUAGUUCUCUAUCUCUUGAAUAAAUUUCUUAACUUUUCAUGACUUGGUAUGGUAUGAAGACAUAUCUCCAUUUUUAAUCAUUCUGUAACAAUUUCUGCUCCUAAGUGUAUUUAUUUGUCAAACUUCACCAUUCCCUUAAUAGGAACAAGAUUUUCAGGACUACUUGAAGUUAAAAAACAAAACAAAACAGAAAAACAAACUCCAAAACAUUUUGGGGUGAUGUCUUACUGUCUAAUGAAGAUGCCCAGAGCUUACAGGCUCAUCUGGAUUUCUUCUGAUGGCAAUUUUACUAUAGACUUGAAAGAAUGAGUUAUCAGCAAAAAUUACUCCAGUAUUCGUGCUCUUGCCCAUGAGAAGCAUUUUUUUCUUCACAGCAAUGGCUAACAGUUUUGCCUAUGCUUAAAUUGGUCUUCUCCUUGUUCUUCCAACUUCAAAAAGCCCAUGCCACAAAACAGACAAAGCAAUAGCAAGCCCUCCAGCCUCCAGGUCCUCGUGAAGAUCUUUGCUCGCUCUUCA